GUUCAUGCAGUGGCCACCUGUCGCUGGUAGCACUGUGAUAGGUAGCGAGGUGUGAUAGUAAAUGAUGGGUGUCAAACCCUGAGACGAAGUCUGAUCGUGAAGUUUGAUUGACCGAUCGUUAAACGGGUCGUGGCGUCCGUGCGUUGUAUUGGGUGAUAUCGAAAGUGUUUUACGUACAGUGCCAAAUAUACGUUCAUCUCAAUGUUGAAAUGAAGCAGAACUGCGUCAUGUAUGACGAACCAGGGAACCUAUGCGAUAGGCACACGCAGUUCGCCCCGCACGGGCUCUGCAAUCCGUCGGAUUAAUGAUCAAUGGCUUUAUUCGAGAAACGAUACACGAAUAAAGUGCUGCUAGAUGAUACAGAGAAGCUGUCGAGCAUCAUUGAAAAUGCAAGAACAAUCGACGGUCACACGGAGUAUGUGAUCAAAACACAAAGAGGUCCACUACCAGAAAAAUUUUGGAGAGUCAACAGACGUUACAAUGACUUUGUACAGCUCAACGCAGCUUUGUCAAUAUCAGGCAUUGACCUGUUUCUUCCUCCAAAGAAAAUCAUUGGUAAUAUGGAACCAGACUUCAUAGCUCAGCGUCAAGUAGCACUACAGAAUUUUCUAAACACAAUACUAAUGAAUCCCAUAUUGGCAUCGUCGCUUCCUAUGAAAAAAUUUUUAGAUCCAGAUAAUUAUACAGCACCAUUACAUGAAAUAGCUCUGCAACAGGUGUCACUAGCUCUACGCAGUGAUGCAAAUUACGAAGUUUGUAAGGCCAUUCCUGAUAUGGGAUGGCGGUUGAGAAAGCAUUAUUACACGGUGAAAAAUCGUCAGAAUCCCAAGCAAGAAUUGCUACUCGCAUGGGUGGAAUUUGGUCCAGAUAAACACUUGCAAGACAAGGAUAUGCAAGGUGUUUUCAAAAGUUUAGGCACCCUAAAACAUAAUUAUAUAGAACCAAUUGUUUACCAACAUGUGACGGAGAACGGAGCUUUAAUGAUAAGAACAUUUUAUCAGACGGGUACAUUGCGUGACACUUUAUGUGUAACUAAACCAAAACAACCGUUCAUAAAGAAGUAUGGAAAUCCAAAACAAAUCAAAUCUUUAACAGUGCCUGAAAUUGCAAUGUAUGGUUAUCAGAUUUUGGAAGCUUUAGGAUUUCUCCAUGAGAAAGGUCUACCUUACGGGCACUUACACACGGGCAAUAUUCUUCUAACUCAAAGAUGUGCAAAAUUAUUAGACAUAGAAAAUGGUCUAUUAGGUUUGCCUGCAUUUUAUCGGCCCUACGUUGUACAAAGGCGUAAACUUCACGCUACGACUCAAGUGGACGUUUACUCGUUUGGGCAUGUGCUGUAUGAAAUGGCAUUUGGAAGACCUCUUUUGGAGGCCACGUGCUCCGAAUUGCCAUACUGCGAGGCGAAACUGAAGAAUCUGCUCGAAGUGAUUUUGUCACCAGAAGAUUUGAAACAAGAUUUACCAACGAUACCACAUUUACUGGACCACCCGUUUUUCGAAUCAGCCAAACGCGCCGCUCUAGCUAUUGGAUCCGUGGAAAGACCACACUUUAAGUUAAGUAGUCAUUUAAAGGAAGCUCUCCAUGAAGCGGUGAACAAAGCAGAGCAAAGACUGAAAGACGAACAAAAAGUUGCUAGACAGCAAAAAAGACUUGUGAAAGUGCAAGAGAUGAUGAGUUCAGAAGAAGAGAUGAAGAAACGAAAACAAAAAUUGAAAAAGGAACAAAAAUUGGCACAGGAGCAACGUUUUGGUAAUCAGUUAAGUACAAACGGUUUGAAGCAAGUGAACGGCAAGAGUCCAGAACGUUCAGACAGUCCCACAAGCACUUCCACGGCCACCAGUGUUGGAACUUUGACUCCACCUUCCUUGCGUGAUGCAGCCUCUCCGAAGGGUUCAAUCCCUCCGCCUCCGAUGCCACCACCCAAUGGCGUAGCCGACAAUGCCCCGAAGGUGACCAACGAGCGAGCUGCUUUGCUCGGGAGUAUUUGUAAUUUCAACAAAACUAGUCUUCGCAAAAUUGCGAACGGGCCCCGUUGAGCCGAUAAGUUAAAGAACAAAUGGAGAAUUGAUAAACAACUUCGUUGUAAUGGGAACCGUAAUUCGUACUACAGGCGUGCUAUUUUUCUUCGUCGAACAGUUAGACGCGACUUAUCAAUCUUUAUUUUGAUCUCGAGGAUCGUAGCAACCAAAUUUUUUAGGAUUUUUAAAGACGUUCGCUGUAAUGGCAAACAAUAAUGAAUAAUAUUACAAAAUUCCUCUAUUUAUAUGUACAUGGCGUGGCGAGAACAAUUACUAUCUUAAUAUCUUCAACAUUAUAAGACCAGAGGCAACAGGUUCGUUGCACGAACAUGGUUUCUUGUAAGAGCAUAUACAUUAUAUUGCUCUUAGAAUUUUGAAGAUAUUAGUGUACAUAUUAGAUAUUAUUUUACCUCUUAUAACGACAGCACGACGCAUUGAUAGAAGUGGCCGAUGUUUAGAUCUAUUUCGCUGCUAAUUUUAUUUUUUUGGAGCACCGUCCAUAAUCGGAUUUGUAAUUAUACAUAGAAAAAAGAAAAAUGAUCUAAAGUAUGGCGAGAUUGUAAGAAGGUGAUCUUUUAUAAAUCGUGAUCGUGUACGUGUAAUCGAACAGAGUAGUUGGGCAAAUCAAUGUAUUUAAGUAGAAAAUUAUUUUCCCCUCAAUUCUCUGUUACAUUUAAGAAGAAAAACAAAUUUAUUAAUAACUAGUAAAUUUUAUUCGUGUAACAAGUUUCGCAUUCGCUAUAACAGGUGAACGCAUAAUAGAAAAAAGAAAACAAUAACGAUUGUAUAAUA
Messenger RNA from Megalopta genalis, 2810 nucleotides. RefSeq names its product PX domain-containing protein kinase-like protein. Lineage: Eukaryota; Metazoa; Arthropoda; Insecta; Hymenoptera; Halictidae. Gene Ontology annotation, cellular component: plasma membrane; late endosome; early endosome. The record is from RefSeq and is a predicted model, not a curated record. Gene Ontology annotation, biological process: early endosome to late endosome transport; endosome to lysosome transport; negative regulation of ATP-dependent activity. Gene Ontology annotation, molecular function: ATP binding; phosphatidylinositol binding; actin binding.